CGAAAGAGUCACCUAACUUUGGUCAUCCAACUUCACAGUUCACAGUUCAUAAUUCAUAUCAUACCUAUUAUUGGCUAUUACCUAUGAUUAUGACUUACCGAGUACGAGUUAUGAAAUAAAGUAUGAACGCAAAAUAUAUCUAAUUAAGUAACUAAAAUGAUGUUUGGUGACUCUAAAACGCAGUUUAUUGAACAAACAAGAGCUGCACGAAUAGAAAGAGCAAAUGAUCGUAAACGUGAACAAUCAAUUAUCCUUGUCCAAUCUUUGGUUAGAGGAUGGCUAGUCCGCAAACGCACUCGAAACUUAAUACUGCAACAAUUUGAUGAAAUGUUUGAAAAUAUCAAUGAUUUAAAACCUGCUAUUACUGCUUAUUUAUCUGUGAAAAAAUUUUUAAUUUAUUGGGAUGAAAAACAAGAUAGACAUAGAUUUGAGAAACUCUGCAGGUAUAUAAUUCUUAGUCUGGAAUGUGACUCAAUCAAACGUAGCUACAUAUCAGUAGCUUUGACUAGUGAGCAUGCAGUUAACUGGAUAAAUCAUGUCAAAGAAAUUCUAUCUAUUUGUCUUAGUUAUCUUACUAAACUUCAGCCAAAAUCAUUGGAUGAUUCUUCUUUUUUACACACUCUACUUCAUAUGAUUGUAUCUUUUACAUCGACUUCAAGAUGGUGUGCCAUACAUUCAAAUAAUUCUUUGCAAGGAUUAAAACCUGGAUUAGAGCGUUUAACAGAAAACUUGAUAGCACACUUAUUGAAUAAAAAUGUGUUUGAUACUAUGCAGGCCUUGCUAAUAACUGGUUUAUUGGGUAUUAAAAUCUAUUUAAAACCUGUGGCUAUGACAGCUAUAAUGACUAUUUGCUGGAGAUGUUUGGUUCUGAGCAACUUUUCAACAAAUAUUUUUCUACUGUUUGUUAUAAAGAUUUAUUCUAUACCUUUAUUAGUAGAGCAUUUGAUAUCUCUCUCAACUAAAAUCAUUGAAACAUUUAAUUCUGUUAACUUACUUGAUAAGAUAAUGCAGUUAUUAAAUGAUCAAAAUCAAUGUGAUGAAAUAUUUCAUUGUUUACAUCCAAGUUGGUGUUUAUCGUUAAUUGCAAAUAUUGUGCAUUUAGCAGAAUUAAGUGCGGAAACAGGUCAAUUUGAAAAUAAUUCUACAUCUGUUUUUAUUAUUGGUUUAACAACAUUUUUGGAUACUAUUAGAGUUAAUGUUGUUAAAAAACAUUCAAAUGUAUCUAGUGUUUGGCAUCCUGAACUUGGUUGGUUUACCGCAAAUUCAAAUUGUCAAUGUUCUCCUAAUAUACCACCUUUAAAAAAUCAAUUAAUUCCAUUAUGGUGUGGAACUUUAUGUUCCAAAUUACUUCGGUGUCAUCUAAUAAAUGCUUUAGAACAAAUACCUGAAAAUCAACAAGUACCAUCACCUCCGCCUAAGACCAACAAUCCAAUAGCGAUAAUCAAAAAGGCAUUCGAUUUAAGACUAUCCAACACUAGUCAAUCAAAUUAUAAGCUUACUGGAAUUCAUGGAACAAAGGUUGUCGCUGCUUGCAACUUAUAUUUUACAUGCCUUAAAACAAUUACACAACUUAGACUAGAUAUUAUAACUGGUUUAUGUUAUCAUGAAGACACAUUAUAUUUAUUGUGGAGGUUUUUAGCAUUUUUAGAUUCUCAUUGUGGUCUCAAAAACCUGUUGGAUAUUCUAGAAUAUGAUAAAAAUUGCAAUUCAGGAGAAUUGCGCAUGUUACAACUAUUUUGUGAUAGUAUGUCACAUUAUAUAACUAUUCUUGAUGAUAUAGAAAUGUAUGAGCAACAGAAACCAUUUGUUAUGCGUGACUACAUUUUAAUGUCUAGUUUUUUAAACAUAUUUCUUUAUAAAGGAAUAUCUCAGAAUUUAUUUAAUAUUCAAGAUACAGCUUCUUCGUCUUAUAGCUUGUUUCGAUCUUGCCGUACACUUUUAAUGGUUCUUUAUCGCAGAGAUUGCCGUAGAUCUUUUGCACCUCCAGGACACUGGCUGAUUGGUGAUCUUAAAACUUCUUCAUUUUUUAAUGAACUCAAAAAGGGUCGUAAAAUAUACUCUACUUUAAUCCAAGAAAUUCCUCAUAUAGUUUCUCAUGAAACACGUGUUCGAUUAUUUAGAAAGUAUGUUUCUCGUGAAAAGUUUGCUUUGGGUGUACAUGAAUUACAUGAUAACGACAAUUUUAUACCACCAAUCAUCACUAUACGGAGGAAUCGAAUAAUUGAAGAUGGUUAUACAUAUAUAUCUGAAUUACCACUGAAACGCUUCAAAGGUGUAAUUAGAGUAAAGUUUAUAAAUGAACAGGGAUUAGACGAAGCAGGAAUUGAUCAAGAUGGUGUAUUUAAAGAAUUUCUUGAAGAAACUAUAAAAAGAGUAUUUGAUCCAUCAUUAAAUUUAUUUCGUACUACAGAUGAACAACGAUUAUAUCCAUCACCUUCAUCACAUAUUCAAGAAAACCAUCUGAACUUAUUUGAAUUUGUUGGCCGCAUUUUGGGUAAAGCUGUUUAUGAGGGUAUUGUAGUUGAUGUUCCAUUUGCAUCAUUCUUUUUGAGUCAAUUAUUAGGACAAACUCAAGAGCUACUAUAUAGUUCAAUGGAUGAGUUGCCUUCAUUAGACAAUGACUUGUAUCGAAAUUUAACAUCUGUCAAACAUUAUGAGGGUGAUGUUUCAGAAUUAGACUUGACUUUCUCAGUGGUUGAUAAUCACCUUGGUCAAUUGACUACUCAUGAUCUUAUACCUGGUGGAAGAGUCAUAUCAGUUACUAAUCAAAACAAGAUUAAUUAUGUACAUUUAAUGGCACAUUAUGUUAUGCAUACACAGAUCAAAGCACAAACAGCAGCUUUUAUCAAAGGUUUUAAAUAUGUUAUAAAUCCUGAAUGGUUAUCACUAUUUUCUACUCCUGAACUUCAAAAACUAAUAUCUGGAGACAACGCUCCUAUUGAUUUACUUGAUCUUCGAAGAACUACACAAUAUUAUGGAGGAUUUCAUGACUCUCAUCGUGUGAUUCUAUGGCUGUGGGAAGUUCUUCAAAAAGACUUCACAGAAAAAGAAAGAUCACUUUUCCUAAAAUUUGUAACAAGUUGUUCAAAACCACCUUUACUUGGAUUUGCAUACUUGGAACCACCAUUUUCCAUAAGAUGUGUCCAAGUAGCGGACGAUGAAGAUUUUGGUGACACUCUUGUUAGUGUUAUUCGAGGAUUCUUCACUAUUCGUAAAAAAGAUCCAAAUCUUAGAUUACCUUCAGCUUCUACAUGUUUUAACUUACUCAAACUCCCAAACUAUCAGAAAAAAAGUAUCCUUAGAGACAAACUUAGGUAUGCAAUUUCAUCAAAUACUGGAUUUGAAUUGUCAUGAAUUUUCUUGGAACAACAGGAUAAUUUCAUAUUAAAUGCAUUGAGUAUUAUAAUUGCUGUUAUGAAACUAAGAUUUACGAAUUAUGAUUAUUGUAUGUGAUGUAGUUAAUUAAUCUAUUUAUAAAUAUUUAUAAUUUUAAUAAUGUAAGGACUGAAAAUCAUCAUUAUAUAGGGGAAUUAAUAGUUUUCAAGUUAUCAUUCCAAAUAAUUUUACAUAGUUAAAUAUUAGGCUGAUUUACAUAG
Melanaphis sacchari is the source of this 3596-nucleotide messenger RNA. RefSeq names its product ubiquitin-protein ligase E3B. Lineage: Eukaryota; Metazoa; Arthropoda; Insecta; Hemiptera; Aphididae. The transcript is spliced from 19 exons. Gene Ontology annotation, molecular function: ubiquitin protein ligase activity; protein binding. Gene Ontology annotation, biological process: protein polyubiquitination; ubiquitin-dependent protein catabolic process. The coding region runs from base 157 to 3354 and encodes 1065 amino acids. The record is from RefSeq and is a predicted model, not a curated record.